Hevea brasiliensis (rubber tree) is the source of this 1245-nucleotide messenger RNA. RefSeq lists its product as uncharacterized. The coding region runs from base 591 to 1046 and encodes 151 amino acids. Lineage: Eukaryota; Viridiplantae; Streptophyta; Magnoliopsida; Malpighiales; Euphorbiaceae. The transcript has 4 exons. The record is from RefSeq and is a predicted model, not a curated record.
UUGAAUUGAACUAACGGCUAGGAUGAGCGUCCAAAGGCAAGCAGCUGUCUGGUGCUUUCCGCUCUCUUAGCUAGCAGCCUUAGGUUUCUUUCUUCCUUUCUAAGCUUUCCCCUUUUUUCCCUCUAUGCAGUGCAGUGGUUUAUCUUGGCUCAAGAACAGCUGGCUCAUGCAAGCCUCCAUGUGCAAUUUUUUUCCCUUCUUUCUCUCUCUUCCCAUCCUCUGCAAAUCCAAGAAAAGCAAAAAAAGUGGGAGAUUGUUAAGAUUUUCAGCCAAACUACAGCUACUGCUCUCAAAAGCAAGAAAGCGAAAAAGAACUAUUUGUCUCUCGUCCAUAGAGAGAACAAAGCCAUAGCUUGUACAGGGACCCAAUAAAGAAAGAGAAAGGUUAUGAAAAAUAAAGAAGUAACAAUAUCAAGAAAAGAAAAAAAAAAAAAGCAAGGAAAUGGGUGGGAAUCUUUCUUCGUCUUUCACUGUUAGUCGAUCCCACAUCGCCACCUCUCCUCUCCUGGAGAUACUAAGACAAAGUUAGAUUUUCUGUGUUUCUGGCAUUAGCUUAUGAGCAUUUCUCUCUAUGGGUUUGUCAUGUGGGGAUGGGGAGCAUGAUUUUGAUGAGAGAGAGUGAAGUUCCACUAAUAUAUGAGACCACCAGGCAGAGCGGACAAAGGUUUGGCGAAAUGGACAUACACCACCAUCAUCAUCCUGUCGAAGAUGUUGAAUUCUGGCCUGUUGAACACCCAAUGGAGCCCCAGGAUGAAGAUCGCCCUGUCAGAUGCCCAAUUCCAACUUCUUCUUUUGUCAAUGAUGGAAGCAUAAGCGAGCAGAGAUGUGGUGAGAGCUUAAGGAAGAGAGCGGAUGUUCCAGCGGCAGUUAACAAAGAAGGGAUUGUUAUUGUGGCUGCAGAACCUCCACUUCGAGCAGUGCGAAAAAGGCACCAUACCCUUACCCAUGGAAAUCACAUAACAAGAAUGCCUCAUCUUCCUCCUCUUCCCACCCAGAAUGUUACCAUCUUUCAAAUGCUUCAACAGUUAGAUGAGUUUGAGUGUUAGCAAAAUAGAUAAAAUACAUUGAAUUCCAUGUUUUCUCAUCUAUCUUGUGUUUCUUUUGAUUCCAUUAUGGAGUGAUGAGAAAUUCUUCUUCUUGAUUAGAUUAUGUAGCUUCAACAGGGCAAGGAGAUGUAUCAAGGACUUCAUAUUGUAUUAGCCAUUUGGAAUAUAUAAUAUUCUGCGUGAUAUCAUCCAAUUCCAA